CGGCCGGCCUGCUCGUACCUGUGCCGCGCUCCCGCCUCUCUGGGCGUGUCAGCGGCGGGGGCCGCGGAGCAGGCCGCUGGGGAGCGGGUGCCGGGGCAGGGGGCGCGCGCGCGCGGCGCGAGGGUCCGAAGAGGGGGGGCAGGGACUCUUUCCCCGGGCGGAGGGAUCGCGCUCGCUCGCGGUGGCUCGGCCGUGGCGGCAGCGGCGUUGGCGGCGGGCUGCUGCUGCUGCCUGCGAGUUGUUGUUCCUCCUCCUCCUCCUCCUCCUCCCGGCCGCGGGUUGAAUGGUGGAGCCGAGACUCUUCCUGCCGAACGAACAGUGACAGCUACCGGGCGGGCGGACGCGUUCGCAGGGCCCCGCCGCCGCCGGGGAGCGCGGCCCGAGCGCGGCUCGCCAUGUCCGGGGACGGCGGCAGGCACAGCGCGGAGCUGCGAGCGGAGCUCUACUUCCUCAUCGCCCGCUUUCUGGAGGACGGACCCUGCCAGCAAGCGGCUCAGGUCCUGAUCCGAGAAGUGGCGGAGAAGGAGCUGCUGCCCAAGCGCACGGACUGGACGGGCAAGGAGCAUCCGCGGAGCUACGAGAACCUGGUGAAGUAUUAUAGACACUUGGCACCUGAUCACUUGCUGCAAAUAUGCCAUCGACUUGGACCACUUCUAGAGCAGGAAAUUCCUCAGAGUGUACCUGGAGUGCAAACCUUAUUAGGAGCUGGAAGACAGUCUUUGCUUCGCACAAAUAAAAGUUGCAAACAUGUUGUGUGGAAGGGAUCUGCUCUUGCUGCAUUACAUUGUGGAAGGCCUCCAGAGUCACCAAUAAACUAUGGCAGCCCACCUAGCAUAGCGGACACCCUUUUUUCAAGAAAACUAAAUGGAAAAUACAGACUUGAACAACUUGUUCCAACUGCUGUGUAUCAACAUAUGAAAAUGCACAAACGAAUUCUAGGACACUUAUCUUCUGUAUACUGUGUAACUUUUGAUCGGACUGGCAGACGGAUAUUUACCGGUUCUGAUGAUUGCCUUGUAAAAAUCUGGGCAACAGAUGAUGGAAGGUUGUUGGCAACUUUAAGAGGACAUGCAGCUGAAAUAUCUGACAUGGCUGUGAACUAUGAGAACACCAUGAUUGCUGCAGGGAGCUGUGAUAAAAUGAUCAGAGUUUGGUGUCUUCGAACAUGUGCACCCUUAGCAGUUUUGCAGGGUCACAGUGCAUCCAUAACAUCACUACAGUUUUCUCCAUUAUGCAGUGGAUCAAAGAGAUAUCUGUCUUCAACUGGAGCAGAUGGAACAAUAUGUUUUUGGCUGUGGGAUGCUGGCACCCUUAAAAUAAAUCAGAGGCCAACAAAGUUUAUGGAACGUCCUCGCCCUGGAGUUCAAAUGAUCUGUUCUUCUUUUAGUGCUGGCGGAAUGUUUCUGGCCACUGGAAGUACAGAUCACAUCAUUAGGGUUUAUUUCUUUGGAUCAGGUCAGCCAGAGAAGAUAUCAGAGUUGGAGUUUCAUACUGACAAAGUUGACAGCAUUCAGUUUUCUAACACUAGUAACAGGUUUGUGAGUGGAAGCCGUGAUGGGACAGCACGCAUAUGGCAAUUUAAACGAAGGGAGUGGAAGAGUAUUUUGUUAGAUAUGGCUACUCGUCCAACAGGACAAAGUGUACAAGGAGUAGAAGACAAAAUCACAAAACUGAAAGUAACUAUGGUGGCUUGGGACCGCCAUGACAACUCUGUUAUAACUGCAGUUAAUAACAUGACUCUGAAGGUUUGGAAUUCUUUCACUGGGCAGCUUAUUCAUGUCCUUAUGGGACAUGAGGAUGAAGUGUUUGUACUUGAGCCUCACCCAUUUGAUCCUAGAGUUCUCUUCUCUGCUGGCCAUGAUGGAAACGUCAUCGUUUGGGAUUUGGCCAGAGGGGUCAAAAUUCGAUCUUACUUCAACAUGAUUGAAGGACAAGGACACGGGGCAGUUUUUGACUGCAAGUGCUCUCCUGAUGGCCAGCAUUUUGCAUGUACAGACUCUCACGGGCACCUUCUGAUUUUUGGCUUUGGCUCCAGUAGCAAAUAUGAUAAGAUAGCAGAUCAGAUGUUCUUUCACAGUGAUUAUCGACCCCUUAUCCGAGAUGCCAACAACUUUGUCUUAGAUGAACAGACACAGCAGGCUCCACAUCUCAUGCCUCCCCCAUUUUUGGUUGAUGUUGAUGGCAACCCUCAUCCAUCAAGAUACCAGAGAUUAGUUCCAGGUCGUGAGAACUGCAGGGAUGAGCAGCUUAUUCCACAGAUGGGGGUGACUUCCUCAGGACUGAACCAAGUACUGAGUCAACAAGCAAAUCAGGAAGUUAGUCCGUUGGACAGUAUGAUACAGAGACUUCAGCAAGAACAAGAUCAGAGACGUUCUGGGGAGGCAGGCACCAGCAAUACUAGCCGGAUAGGAAGAAGCUCUGUAAGCUCUACCUCAGAAGUACAUUCACCACCAAAUAUAGGAUUAAGGCGCAGUGGGCAAAUUGAGGGCGUGCGACAGAUGCAUAGCAACGCACCACGAAGUGAAAUAGCCACUGAGCGGGACCUCGUGGCUUGGAGUCGAAGGGUUGUGGUACCUGAGCUGUCACCAGGGGUAGCCAGUAGACAGGAGGAAUGGAGAACAGCAAAGGGAGAAGAAGAAAUAAAGAUUUAUAGAUCAGAAGAGAAAAAGAAGCACAUUACAACUCAUGCUCCAAGAGAGAACAAAAUACCUUCUUUCUCUAAGAAUCAUUCUCAUGAUCAUAUAUUAGAUACUGGAGACUCAAGAAAGCAACAGGCAAACCAGCACAAUUACCGUACCAGAUAUGCAUUGGAAGAAACUGCCAGGCCUGCUGAAGAGUUAGAAAAUGGAAACAGUUCUUCAGAUGAAGGAGAAGCAGUUGUUGCCAGUGGCGGAACAUCAGAAGAUGAAGAGAAAGCAUGGCACAGUGAUGGCAGUUCUAGUGAAUAUUCCAGUGAUUACUCGGACUGGACCGCAGAUGCAGGAAUUAAUCUGCAGCCACCAAAGAAAAUUCCUAAACUUAAAACCAAGAAAACAGAGAGCAGUUCAGAGGAUGAAGAGGGGAUUGAAAAACAGAAACAGAAGCAAAUUAAAAAGGAAAGGAAAAAAGGGAAUGAAGAUAAAGAUGGAUCAACAACAUCACCAAAGAAAAGGAAACCCAAAGAGAGAAAAAAAAAGAGGUUGGCUGUGGGAGUUUUGGCAGAAAAUGGCUUGACGUUGGAAGAAUGGCUGCCUUCAGCAUGGAUUACAGAUACUAUUCCUCGCCGGUGUCCGUUUGUGCCACAAAUGGGUGAUGAGGUUUACUAUUUCCGACAAGGUCAUGAAGCGUAUGUUGUAAUGGCUAAAAAGAAUAAAAUAUAUAGCAUUAAUCCAAAAAAACAGCCGUGGCAUAAAAUGGAGCUACGGGAACAAGAGCUGAUGAAAAUAGUUGGGAUUAAAUAUGAAGUGGGAUUGCCUACUCUCUGCUGUCUUAAACUUGCUUUUCUUGACCCAGAUACUGGUAAACUGACUGGAGGAUCAUUCACCAUGAAGUACCAUGAUAUGCCAGAUGUUAUAGAUUUCCUAGUCUUGCGGCAGCAGUUUGAUGAUGCAAAACAUAGACGAUGGAAUAUAGGUGAUCGUUUCAGGUCAGUAAUAGAUGACGCCUGGUGGUUUGGAACAAUUGAAAGCCAGGAACCUCUACAGCCCGAAUAUCCUGACAGUUUAUUUCAGUGCUACAAUGUCUGUUGGGACAAUGGUGACACUGAGAAGAUGAGUCCUUGGGAUAUGGAGCUCAUACCAAAUAAUGCUGUGUUUCCUGAAGAGCUGGGAACUAGUGUUCCUUUAACUGAUGUUGAAUGCCGAACAUUGAUCUACAAACCUCUGGAUGGAGAAUGGGGUUCCAGAACCCGGGAUGAGGAAUGUGACAGAAUUAUUGCAGGGAUAAACCAGCUCAUGACUCUAGAUAUUGCUUCUGCAUUUGUGGCACCUGUGGAUCUCCAGGCUUAUCCAAUGUAUUGCACUGUUGUGGCAUAUCCCACAGAUCUCAGUACCAUUAAACAAAGACUGGAAAGCAGAUUUUACAGGCGGCUUUCUUCACUUAUGUGGGAAGUUCGGUACAUAGAACAUAAUACACGCACAUUCAAUGAACCAGGAAGCCCUAUUGUUAAAUCUGCCAAAUUCGUUACAGAUCUUCUGCUACACUUCAUAAAAGACCAAGCUUGCUAUGAUAUAAUUCCAUUAUAUAAUACAAUGAAGAAGAAAGUCUUGUCUGACUCUGAUGAGGAAGAAGAGAAAGAUACAAACGUGCCAGGGACGUCCACUAGAAAAAGAAAGGAUCAUCAACCCAAGCGGAGGCUGCGCAACAGAGCACAGUCAUAUGAUGUUCAGGCGUGGAAAAGACAAUGCCAGGAGUUGUUAAAUCUUAUUUUUCAGUGUGAGGACUCUGAACCUUUUCGCCAACCAGUGGAUCUCCUUGAAUAUCCAGAUUACAGAGAUAUUAUUGACACACCGAUGGAUUUUGCGACAGUUAGAGAAACUCUGGAAGCUGGCAAUUAUGAGUCUCCAAUGGAAUUAUGUAAAGAUGUGAGACUUAUUUUCAGCAACUCUAAAGCUUACACACCAAGCAAAAGAUCAAGGAUUUACAGCAUGAGUUUGCGCCUUUCUGCUUUCUUUGAGGAACAUAUAAGUUCCGUUUUAUCAGAUUAUAAAUCUGCUCUGCGCUUUCAUAAAAGAAACACAAUGAAGAAACGAAGGAGGAAAAGAAGAAGAAGCAGCAGUUCUGUUUCCAGUAGUGCUGCAUCAAGCCCUGAAAGGAAGAGAAGGUUAAUAAAACCUCAGUUGAAGGCAGAAACCUCUGCCGCCUCAUCAUCUUCAGUUCCUGUACGUUCAACAGCACUGAGACACAUUGCUGCUCAGAUGAAUGGAAAAGCAGCUGAAUCUUCCUCUUUGGUGCGGACUAGAAGUAAUAGGGGGAUAACAGAUACAGCUGUUACAGAACAACCGUCCACUUCUUCAGGAGGAAAACCUUUAAUUACAAAACCUAAUACUACUACCGUGUCAGGGAAAACAAUAUUGGAGAAUUCCACCAAACAUUCCAAGAACCUGAAUAUUCUAUCAAUUCCUAGCCAAUCCAGUUACAGCCACAACACUAGGAAUAACUCUUCAAGAGAAAAUGUGGAGAAAGAUAAACAAAUCAAGCGUAAAAUGAAAUCAUCCACUAUUAAUCAGCAAGCAGACUGCAAAAAUAAUGCUUUGGCAUCAGGAAGCAUUCAGGUAAAUGGACACGGAGGGCAACCUUCAAAACCUCCAGUUAAAAGAGGGCCUGCACGGAAACCGAAGAUAGAGGCUAAUAGCAGUACAUGUGAAGUAGUGCACAAGAAAAGAGGUAGAAAACCAAAAAAGUUACAAAUUGCUGAACAGAUGAAUGCAGAGCAGAAUCCAGUCCAGACCACCAGGGACAUGGUAAUAGAAGAACCCUCAGUUUCUAGUGCAUGCAAUUCUCUUUCUGAAAAUAAUGUGAAGGAAGCUGUAUUACAAAAAAAAGGUCGUGGAGGCAGAAAGCCAAAAAGAAAGACACAGACACGUCAACCAGACUCAGACCUUAUAGUCCCUGCGAAUGUUAAGAUGCAGACAAGAAGCAGGAGGAAAAGAACGGAUGAGCCUGUAGAAGAAGUAGUGUGUGAGGAACUGAAAGAUUCUGAACCUCACAUGAGAACUAGAAACCAGGGUAGGAGGACAGCCUUUUACAAUGAAGAUGACUCUGAAGAAGAGCAAAGGCAGCUAUUAUUUGAAGACACCUCUUUAACUUUUGGAACGUCUAGCAGAGGCAGAGUCCGAAAGUUGACUGAAAAAGCAAAGGCUAAUUUGAUUGGCUGGUAACUGUUACCAAACAUAUUCCUUAGAAUGCUAUGAAGCAGGUACAGUUAAGGAGUGAGCAGAAACAAAGACUUCUGCUCCCCUGCUGCUAUUAUGGAUUAGAAGAAUAUGUUGUGAUUUGAAAAAAUUAGCAAAAAAGAAAACGGAGAGAACACUUCUUUGAAACAAAUAUAUAUUUUAAACUUUUGCUAUUUAUU
Mauremys mutica (yellowpond turtle) is the source of this 6052-nucleotide messenger RNA. It is a transcript of the gene PHIP, whose product is annotated as pleckstrin homology domain interacting protein. Lineage: Eukaryota; Metazoa; Chordata; Testudines; Geoemydidae. The coding region runs from base 396 to 5858 and encodes 1820 amino acids. Gene Ontology annotation, cellular component: nucleus. Gene Ontology annotation, biological process: regulation of cell shape; regulation of transcription by RNA polymerase II; cytoskeleton organization. The transcript is spliced from 40 exons. Gene Ontology annotation, molecular function: protein binding. The record is from RefSeq and is a predicted model, not a curated record.